This is a messenger RNA of Branchiostoma belcheri (Belcher's lancelet), 1749 nucleotides long. Its product is annotated as D-beta-hydroxybutyrate dehydrogenase, mitochondrial-like. Gene Ontology annotation, molecular function: oxidoreductase activity. The record is from RefSeq and is a predicted model, not a curated record. Lineage: Eukaryota; Metazoa; Chordata; Leptocardii; Amphioxiformes; Branchiostomatidae. The transcript has 7 exons. The coding region runs from base 1 to 1011 and encodes 336 amino acids.
AUGUUGAAUCCAUUACACGUGUUUUAUACUGCAAGUCUGGUUGGUAUAUCUGCCUUUUCAGGCUUGUUGUUGUUGUUGUACCACUGUGCACCUGUCCUGUACUACCUGGCCUCGGGGAUACUGCUGGGUUCAGUGGGAUACUGUCUGGUUCUGUACUUGGCGCCGAAGAGCCGAGUGAACGGGAACGGCAAAGCUGUCUUCAUUACAGGGUGUGACAGUGGUUUCGGAUUUGGGCUUGCCAAACGCCUGGACUCGCUGGGGUUCACGGUGUUUGCCGGCUGUCUGCUGGCAGACAGUGGUGGGGAGGGGGCGAAGAAACUCCGGGCGGAGUGCUCGAGCAGGCUGAGUACUGUUCAGAUAGACGUGACUGAUGAUGGACAGGUGAAGGCCGCUGUACAACAGGUCAAAGAUCGACUGCCGACGGGGUCAAAGGGUCUCUACGCACUGGUGAACAAUGCCGGAAUCUGGCAGCCGGGAGAGACAGAGUGGGUCAGUCUCGCCACCUACCGACGUGUGAUGGAAGUGAACACUUUCGGUACCGUGCGGGUCACCAAGGCGUUCUUACCACUGAUUCGUCGGGCGAAAGGACGAGUCGUGAACAUAUCCAGUGUGGCUGGGCUCUACGUAGCCGCAAUGGCUGGUGUCUACUGCAUGGCUAAAGCGGCCCUGGAAUUUUUCUCCGACGCGCUCAGGCAUGAGAUGCACAAAUGGGGUGUCAAAGUUGUCAUCGUGGAGCCUGGCAGCUUUGGACCGUCGACAAAUAUCCUUCUGCCCAAUGUCUACAAGCAGUACAUUGAGAACGUGCGAAACAAAAUGGAAAAGGCUGUAAAGGAGGAUUAUGGAAUGGAGUACUUCGACUUCAAGACAAAACAACUCAGGGCCUGGAUUGAUUGUCAACCUAAGGAUCCUACCCCUGUCAUAGAUGUUAUGUCGGACGCCGUUACCUUAAGCGACCCCUCUCAUCGCUACUUGGUCGGAGCGGAUUUUGAGGACUACAUAACUACGAUGUGAUUGGGGUACUUUCCCACCCAGUGGACUGACUCUACAGAGAAGGCUGAGAAAGAAGCUGUACCAGCCAUGCUGCAGAAAACUAACUAGAACAUGCGUCAAAUUCUUUAAUUACUACCAGCCGUUCACUUGUAUAACUCACCUUAAUAUUGUCAAUAUUCAAAUGAACUACAUUUGUAAGUCGCAUGAUGUCAAUGUUGCAAUGUUCCAUUUUCAGUGAUUAUACACAAUGUAGUGAAUAUCGAAUACCAUGUAUGUCGGUGAAGGUUAGACAUCCAGGUAAUGAGAUACGCCAAAAACAGCUACUAAAGCAACUGGAUAUGAUUUGGGAGACUGUCAGACUUUUAAGCAUGUAUGGAAGGGCCAAUGUGACAAUGAGACACAGAAACAAUGUGAGAGUAGGUAUUGACUCUUUGUAACUUAGAAUCAUAGAUACAUGUACUAUGUAUUAUCAAAUCAACAUUCACUUAAUCUAGACAAAAGAAACAUCAUUCUUACACCAAGAAAAGCAUUGUUUAUGCUCUAGCUCUGCUGGCGAAACUAGUACAUGUAUGUAACGGUCUAAGAGAUACAACUACUUUGCUGUUGGCAUAUUAUACACCUGAAUAUAAUUCAAUAGAUGUUCUACUAUAGUGUAUAUCAUUUUAGAUUCUGUCAUUGCUUAAUCUAAAUAUACUAGAUGAUUUAAAUGUAUUAUGUACAGGAAUGAACCUCCUGUCUACAACUGUAUAGGACUGAUAA